Papilio xuthus (Asian swallowtail) is the source of this 719-nucleotide messenger RNA. Its product is annotated as bilin-binding protein-like. The coding region runs from base 63 to 668 and encodes 201 amino acids. Gene Ontology annotation, molecular function: pigment binding. The transcript is spliced from 4 exons. Gene Ontology annotation, cellular component: cytoplasm. Lineage: Eukaryota; Metazoa; Arthropoda; Insecta; Lepidoptera; Papilionidae. The record is from RefSeq and is a predicted model, not a curated record. Gene Ontology annotation, biological process: response to reactive oxygen species; lipid metabolic process.
UUUUUUCAGAAACACACAGUUCGUAUACACUUAGUUGCAAGUGGUCUGCAAUAUAAUAUAAAAUGCAUUGUUAUAUUUUGUUCGCUUUGAUCGUGGUCGCGUCAGCCUCCUCCGACGUCAUCUAUCAAGGACCAUGCCCAUCAGUGAAACCGCAGCAGAACUUCGAUUUUGCUUCGUACCAAGGAACAUGGUACGAAAUAGCGCGGUAUCCGAACGCAGGUGAAGAGGGUACCAGGGGAAAAUGCACGAUUGCUGAAUACUUCAUCCACGGUUAUGACUCUGGAAGGGUAAAGAACAGUCACGUGGUCGACGGCGUACGAUCAUUCAUUGAAGGUGAUUUGACGCUGGUGGGACCUGCUCGUAUUAGGCUGACUUAUACUUUUGAUGGACGCUCAAAAUACUCUUACCUCACUGUACUGGACACCGACUACGUAAACUACGCUAUUGGUUACAGCUGCAAAUACUUCCCUGACGGUAACAACCAUCAAGUGUUCUCUUGGAUCAAAUCAAGAAACCCAACCAUGGACCCAUACUCAAGGGCAAUAGUUGAAAAUUACUUAAAGAAGUCAACCAUCCUUGAUGCCAACAAAUACAUCGCAAACGACUUUUCAUCAGCUGCUUGCCAAACAUAUAUUUUCAGGACUAUCACUGAAUUCCUUAAGGAUUAAUUAUUAUAUGUUACCUUAAAUGGAACAUUACUUAACAUAUUUUAAAUCUUA